Dichomitus squalens LYAD-421 SS1 is the source of this 1167-nucleotide messenger RNA. RefSeq lists its product as uncharacterized. The record is from RefSeq and is a predicted model, not a curated record. Gene Ontology annotation, biological process: protein phosphorylation. The transcript is spliced from 5 exons. Bases 1 to 1167 code for a protein of 388 amino acids. Gene Ontology annotation, molecular function: ATP binding; protein kinase activity. NCBI's taxonomy places the organism in Eukaryota, Fungi, Basidiomycota, Agaricomycetes, Polyporales, Polyporaceae.
AUGGUGGGUAACCCAGAGGAUAUUUACCUGCUGAACGAGUAUGAGCUAUACUGGCGGGACCAUUUUGACUGGCUGCAACAAUCUGGGUACACUUUGCGCCCCCGAUACAAGCCUAACUGGAUACCUUCCUGGCAAGGAACGAAGAGGCGUCCGGGAGAUUUCGAGGACUCCCGGGAUUGCGAGGUGCCGGUUUUAACAAGUGCCCAAUGGUGUUCAAUACUUACAUCAGUUCAGAGACCGGUGGUGUUGGAUGCAACACGCGUCAGUGACAAGGAGAUGGUCCUUUUGAAGCGGAUCCACAAGUUGAUACACCCAUAUGAAGUCGGAAUCGGACAGUACUUCUCCUCCGAGGCACUGGCUUCGGAUCCUCGAAACCACUGUUGUCCUGUCUACGAUGUACUUCAUGACCCCGCCGAUGAGAACACCAUCAGCAAAACCAUCAUUGUCAUGCCCCUCCUUCGGCGGUACAACGACCCCAAUUUUCUGACUGUAGGGGAAGCUCUGGAGUUUUUCCGCCAGAUAUUUGAGGCCUUAGCGUUCAUGCACGAGCACCAUGUCGCGCAUCGUGAUUGCAUGACGCUCAACAUCAUGAUGGACGCUCGUCCCAUGUAUCCUGAGAUGUACCAUCCUCGUUCCCCGUUUAUGAAGCGCGACUACUCCGGGAAAGCGAAGCAUUAUUCACGGACGAGACGUCCAGUGAAGUACUAUCUCACGGACUUCGGCAUAUCCAAGAGGUUUGACAAGGACGACACGAAUCCCAUAGUCGUGCCGAUCAUCAGCGGCGAUCCUUCUGCUCCCGAGUUCCAAGAAGACAAAGUCACGGCUCGCAAUCCCUUCCCGACCGAUGUGUAUUAUCUUGGGAACGUGAUCAGGGAGGAUUUCCUUACGGUGAGUCGUCCAGAUCUUUAUUCUAACCUGAAGUUCCUGUAUUCUCUCGUCGGUUCCAUGGUUCGCAAGGAUCCUGCAACGCGGCCGACUAUGGCGCAGGUCGUCAAGUCAUUCGAGCAACUCGUAUCUAAGCUGUCUAAAUGGCAGUUAGGAGCUCGCCUCGUCCUUCAUACCGACGAUAGUAUCGUCAAUGCCUUGAAGUAUGUGCAUCACCUCUACUUUCGUCUGAUACCUUACCUCCUUCUGAGGUUGCCUUCGCUACCCUCGCCGAAAUCAUGA